This is a messenger RNA of Terrapene triunguis (Three-toed box turtle), 1790 nucleotides long. RefSeq names its product DnaJ heat shock protein family (Hsp40) member C22 (gene DNAJC22). The transcript is spliced from 3 exons. Gene Ontology annotation, biological process: endocytosis. Gene Ontology annotation, cellular component: plasma membrane; early endosome. NCBI's taxonomy places the organism in Eukaryota, Metazoa, Chordata, Testudines, Emydidae. Bases 519 to 1538 code for a protein of 339 amino acids. The record is from RefSeq and is a predicted model, not a curated record.
UCGGCAGCGAUCCCGGGCCCCGAGCGGGGGCGGGAGGGACAUGCUGGCCCCACAGCUCAGGCCCUGGGGCAGGGCUGCAGCGCCUAGCGGAGGAGUGAGGGUCAGGAGUCUCUGUCUUUCCACCAGACAUUUCCAGGGGCCUCACUGACGCCCUCUCCACUCCCCCCCAGGCCCCCAGGGCAGCAGAGGCUGCUGGGAAGGCCGGUGCCCUUUGACCAGUGGGUGCAGCCAGAAUCCAGCUCUCGCCGAGCCCCACUGAGUCAGCGCCCGGACUCAUGGCACAUGGGCAAAGUCUAACCUGGGGAGCGUGGGGAGCAGGGGACCAAAGUCCUGGUGGCCCAGCCCCCUCCCUGCUCUGCAGCCUGCAGCUGGGGGCCCAUGCCUGGGUGGUCGUGCAGCGAGGGUGACAGGACACCUGCAGUACUGCCAGCAGCCAGCGGGGGGCAUCGCAGCGGGAUGAUGUCGCACCCCCCCAGCCCGGCACUGGAGCCCAUGUGAGCCACCCCCCAACACACACGAUGGCUAAGCGGCUCCUGGUGACCUACGCCCUGUGGGCGCUGGGGGGCCCCGUCGGGCUGCACCAUGUCUACCUGGGCCGGGAUAGCCACGCCCUGCUGUGGAUGCUCACCCUGGGGGGCUUCGGGGUGGGCUGGCUCUGGGAGUUCUGGCAGCUCCCCGGCUGGGUGGCACGAGCCAAUGACACCCAGGAGCCGCGGCCCCGCAGCCCGGAGCCCCCGGCCCUCAGCCCCGUGCGCUUCUUCGGCCAGGUCCUGGUGGGGAUCUACUUCGGGCUGGUGGCGCUGAUCGGCCUCUCCUCCCUGGCUGGCUUCUACCUGCUGGCCCUGCCGCUGGCCGUGGGCCUGGGGGUGCAUGUGGUGUCCAGCGUGGGCGACCAGACCUCGGAUCUCAGGAGCACCCUGGUGGCGGCCUUCCUCACCUCCCCCGUCUUCUACGGCCGCGCCCUGGCCAUCCUGCCCGUCAGCCUGACGGCCAGCGUGACCGCCCAGCAGUGCCGGCGCUACAAACCCUGCCGGGGCACCCGCGCGACGCUGCGCGCCCGGCUGUACCACCUGGGCCUGGCCUACCUGGCCUUCACCACCCCGCUGGCCUACUGCGCCUUCUGCAACACAGCCGCCACCGCCCGCUAUGUGGCCGACGCCAUUGGCGCUGUCUUGGGUUGGCUCAGUUUCUUCCCGACCCUGGGCAGCUUCCUGGAGCAGCUCCUCCUCCUGCCCUACCGCGCCUGGAGGCUGCUGACGGAGGGUGCAGGCUUCGCGGCCGGCUCCUUCCAGGAGUGGGAGAAGGUCUAUGAGUUUGUGCAGAGCUUCCAGAGUGAGCGGCAGCAGCUGGCGUACAAGGUCUUGGGCCUCCGGGAUGGUGCCCCCGUGGAGGAGAUUCACAAGAGUUACCGGGAGCUGGUGAAACUUUGGCACCCGGAUCACAACCGCCACCGGGCGGAGGAGGCCGAGAGACGGUUCAUCGAGGUGCAGGCCGCCUACGAGAGCCUCAUGCAGCCGAGGAAAGCCAAGCCCGCGUGACGGGCAGCAGCCUUUGUGGGGGAGGCCAAGCUGCUGCGCCCCUCCCACGGCUUUGCAGUUGGAGAAUGUGCCUGCUUUCUCCACCCAGCCCCCCAGCACUUCUUGGGGACGGCAUGAGAACCAGGAAGUGAAACUGACCAGACUAGGUUUGCUCUCACAAGCAGAGUGAAAUGCAAAACAGCGACCCAGGUGCGAAGGAAAACGGCCCGGCUGAGCGGCAGUAACCUCAGCUGUUCCUCUCAAUCCUGACGU